ACUCCCGUCGGAUCGUCCUCCAGUCUGUGGUCCCAGACCAUAGACUGGUCCUCACCAUAGAUAUCUAUGGGCCGGUCCCAGACCAUAGUCUGGUCCUCACCAUAGCUAUCUAUGGGCCGGUCCCAGACCAUAGACUGGUCCUCCCCAUAGAUAUCUAUGGGCCGGUCCCAGACCAUAGACUGGUCCUCACCAUAGACAUCUAUGGGCCGGUCCCAGACUGGUGGGUGACGCGCCCCCCGGCCAGCCAAUGACGUGGAGGUAAACACAGCCUGCUGCUCUCUCUCCUGUCGGCAAACCUGGCACCACAUGUGAGAGUAAAACAUUGUCAGACCUGGCAACCCUCUUCUCAGCUCCAGCAGGGACAGAGUCCAGACAGACAGCAGACUGUGAGGACGCUCUGCUGCAAUGACAGAUGUGGUGAGGGAGCUGGUGUCCCGGUGCCUGCAGGCCCGGCAGCAGGCGUACUGUCCCUACAGCCGCUUCCCGGUGGGAGCCGCCGUGUUAACGGCAGAUGGCGCUAUAAUCACAGGCUGUAACGUGGAGAACGCGUCCUUCGGUCUGACGGUGUGUGCUGAGCGGACGGCGGUCCAGAGGGCCGUGGUGGAGGGACACACACGCUUCACCGCCAUCGCCGUCACAUGUGACAUCAGAGACAGCUUCGUUGGGCCGUGUGGAGCCUGUCGGCAGGUUCUCAUGGAGUUUGGAUCAGACUGGACCGUCUACUUGACCAAACCAGACGGAUCUUAUAAAGAAACCAGCCUCAGGGAACUGCUGCCGCUGGCCUUUUCUCCAGCCCACCUCCUCAAGAACUGAACACGCCUCAGCACCAUUAUACUCCGUUCUUUUAUUCAUUUAUUACUUUUCUUUAGCUGCGCUGUCUCUUGAAUUAUGUUACAGUAACACUGCACAUUAGGUCAACAAUAAAACAUAUUUUUUCCCUUAAAAUGUUUAAUUAUUGUCAUUAUUAUUA
Molecule: messenger RNA, 970 nt
Organism: Centropristis striata (black sea bass)
Lineage: Eukaryota; Metazoa; Chordata; Actinopteri; Perciformes; Serranidae
Product: zgc:103586
Exons: 5
Coding region: 406-813 (135 amino acids)
Cellular component (GO): cytosol
Molecular function (GO): zinc ion binding; cytidine deaminase activity
Source: RefSeq, a predicted model, not a curated record